CGCGGCCUUUUGCCAACCACCUGCUGGAUAUUCCGUCAAAAAGGGGGAACAGAAAACACGCAAGGACAAGGCGAUACUAGACACGAAGCACAAGGGUUAUCUCCUCGCUCAUCAUGUCAAGCAGCUCACCUCUGCCCGAACCAUCGAGGAACGUGGUUGUCGAUACUGCUUCCCUUCACCCUUCCUCCACAGCAUCCGUAUGGGACCGGAUCUCGAAAUGGGUGUCUGAGAACAAGGCGCUCGUCUAUACUGUUGCCGGCGUCGCGGUCGUGGUAACCAGCGCCGGUGUCGUCUACUACCUCUCCGACUCCAGCCGGUCUGGUAAACCCUCUCCCACUACUCCUGCGCCUACAGAGAAGAAAAAGAAGAAGAGCGGGAGCCAGCGACGAAAGGAGAAGAAGGCUGAGGAGGAAAGAAAGAGCAAAGCUGCCUCUGUCCAAGACGAGAAAACAGAAAAGAAAGCCGAAGAGCCUUUAGAAGAAAUCCCUGAAGUAGACGAGGCGACCGUUGGACAAUUGGAUGAGGAAACCCGGAAAGCAUACGCAGCGAAAUUAAAAGCCGCCGGAAACAAGGCCUAUGGCGCCAAAGAUUAUCCUAGAGCCAUUGAACUAUACGGAAAAGCUAUCCUCUGCAAGCCCGACCCGGUGUUCUACUCGAACCGUGCCGCCUGCUACAACGUUCAGUCGGAAUGGGAAAAGGUCGUCGAAGACACCAGUGCGGCCCUUGCAAUGGAUAGCGAGUACGUCAAGGCUUUAAACAGGCGCGCCAUCGCGUAUGAGCAUCUUGAGAAGUAUAGCGAAGCCCUUCUUGAUUUCACUGCAAGCUGCAUUAUCGAUGGCUUCUCAAACGAAGUCAGUCGUGUUGCUCUCGAGCGGCUCUUGAAAAAGGUCGCGGAGAGGAAGGGCAAGGAGAUCCUUGAGGCCAAGGGCAAGAAGCUGCCCAGUCCUACUUUUGUCUCCAACUACCUCCAAAGCUUCCGCCCCAAAUCUCUCCCCGAAGGUCUUGACGAGUCUGCCGACAUCCCUGAAGAGUCUGGAAAGGGUCAGCUCCGCAAGGGUCUUUUAGCAAUGGCGAAGAAGACCGGCGAUGGUUACGAAGAGGCGGCGGCGGCCUUUGUCAAGGCUCUCGAGCUUGGCGACUUGGGUGAAUUUGAGGGUCUGGCUUUGAACCAACGAGCAACUUUCACAUACUUGCAAGGCAAUGCCCACAACGCUCUGGCCGAUCUUAACAAGAGCGUUGAGCUGGACCCCUCGCUCGUUCAGAGCUACAUCAAGCGCGCCAGCUUGCACCUCGAACUAGGCAACAAGGAUGCUGCCCAAGACGACUUUGAACUUGCAAUCACCCACAACAAGGACGACCCUGACAUCUACUACCACCGUGCUCAGCUUCAUUUCAUCCUGGGUGAAUUUGCAGAAGCUGCGAAGGACUACCAGAAGUCCAUCGACCUCGACCGAACUUUCAUCUAUUCACACAUCCAGCUCGGUGUCACACAAUAUAAGAUGGGUUCUGUCGCGUCUGCGAUGGCUACUUUCAGAAGAUCCGUGAAGAAUUUCGAAGAUGUUCCCGACGUCUACAACUACUACGGUGAACUUCUCCUGGACCAGCAGAACUUUUCUGAAGCCAUCGAGAAGUUCGACAAGGCCGUCGAGAUGGAAAAGCAGAGCAAGCCAAUGAGCAUCAAUGUCCUUCCUCUGAUCAACAAGGCCCUCGCUCUGUUCCAGUGGAAGCAUGACUUUGCAGAGGCCGAGCAGCUGUGCCAAAAGGCUCUGAUCAUAGUUGACCCUGAGUGCGACAUCGCUGUUGGUACCAUGGCUCAAUUGCUCCUGCAGCAGGGCAAGGUUUCCCAGGCGCUCAAGUACUUCGAGCGUGCUGCAGAGCUUGCCCGCACCGAGCCCGAGAUUGUCAACGCCAUCUCGUAUGCUGAGGCAACCCGCACCCAACUCGAAGUCCAGGAAAAAUACCCACAGCUUGCCGCGCGCCUGCAGAGUAUGGGCGCUGGCUUCGGCGGCCCUCCCCCUAUGUAGAGGUCCUCUUCUCUUUAUCAAGCCUUGAAUGCCAGAGACAUGUUGAGCUGGUUUCUGGCAACAGUCGACUAAUUAACGGUUUUCCGCUGUGAGUGUAUUUAUUAUCUGGUUUCAUCUGUUGUUUCAUUCUUUUGGACAUUGAUAUGUGGUUUGUCAUUUGUCUUUACUUUGAUGAUCGUGCUGCUGCUUUUCAAACGGGUCGUUCGGGAGCUGGUUCCGUUCUCCGUGCCUGGUUUACUGGACGACACUCUCAUGUAUGUACCAUAGUGGUAGUAGGUAAUAAUGGAUAGAGUUGGACGAU
This is a messenger RNA of Aspergillus nidulans FGSC A4, 2325 nucleotides long. RefSeq names its product putative mitochondrial outer membrane translocase receptor (TOM70) (gene tom70). Bases 114 to 2024 code for a protein of 636 amino acids. Gene Ontology annotation, molecular function: protein-transporting ATPase activity. Gene Ontology annotation, biological process: intracellular protein transport. Lineage: Eukaryota; Fungi; Ascomycota; Eurotiomycetes; Eurotiales; Aspergillaceae. The transcript is spliced from 6 exons. Gene Ontology annotation, cellular component: mitochondrial outer membrane. The record is from RefSeq and is a predicted model, not a curated record.